AUGGGCGUGACCCAAACAGAAGGCCACAGUGAACAAGGCUCCGAUGUCCAGUCGACCACAGGGAUACAAAUGGAAUCCCGGGACAAAGACCAACUCAAAGGACAACAGACGACGAAAAAACAAGAAUACCCUGUCCAAUCAUCGCCCAAAUCAGCCCAUGCUGAUCCAAGUGGCACUGCCACCGACCCAACCAUCCAGCAAUCAGUCCCAGUUGCUAAUAGGCAAGAAGACGGAGCUUACAACUCCAAGCACAAGCACUCAAACACCCAGGGUCUGGCCGCUGAGAAGAGGUCGGGAACAACCCAAAGUGCCAUCUGCACCGCGUUUAGAGAGGGUCUCGAGUCUGGAAAAUAUGAAAUACCCGAGUGGGGGAAGCAAAACGGUACAGGGAAGGCUGCAACUCCUGUGUCGUAUGGCUUUCCACCUGCCUUGCCCCCAAAUUACCGCUCCCGGCAUCGAGCACGAUUUGAUCGUGCAUGUCUUCUUCCCGAUCGGAAGCUACCCUUCAACGCCCAGAUUAUGGAACACGUGAAGGACUGGGCCGACCUGGGCUCAAGAAUUGAGGACAGUCAACGACGAAAGGAAGUGCUCGACCGUGCUUUUGAGACAUUGACGAACGUUUGGUAUGAAGCAUUACGCGUCGGAUAUGAUCCUGGUCCUAGCGAGCCGACUGGGAAGGGGCCAAAGUCAGCACAGCAGACCAGAACAACUGUUGUCAGCAGUAAGACGAAGAAGGAACAUGGCCCUGGACGUCCUCCAGGGCCUGUAGGGAAAUCGCGUCAAAAGAGUCCGUCCAGAGCACCCAUCUUCAUAUCGCGAAGUCACAGGGAUGGAUCUUAUUGGGCAAUCACUGCAGGCGAAUUACAGGAGGCCUGUGUCUCUGAAGAGCGCAUUCGUCAAAGAGCCACGUCGGGCGACCUAAAGGAGGGUCAACAGCUUCUGGAAGAUGUUCUUCAACGCCUAGGAGGAACCAUCUCCCGGAGUGAUUGGUGGAAGACCAUCAAGACGACAAAGCUGAACCCAUGGGGCCGGAACCUGCUGCUCUAUUCCCUUUACGAGGUGCAAAUGUCGCGGCAAAGCAUUUCACACCUUGAACAGCUCUACGCAGGCUUUUCACAGGCCCGACAAAGGGAGAAUACUCAAAGACGAAUCGAUGAAGAAAAAGAGCGGUAUAACUUGUUCAUGGCGCUCGCUCUGGAGGUGAAUGACAAAGCCUCCUCAUCGCGGUCAUCAACUCCCCCCGAUGCCCAGGCCGACACUGGAGAGAGUUCCCAUUGCCCGGUCGAAACACCUCCCGUCAUGAACCUGGAUCCUCCAACAGAUGUGGGCUCAUUAGCAUCGAUCAUCAAAUUAGCCGACGCCGUCCUCAACGAGACAGACCCUGCAAACUUGAUUACUUGCUUGGAGGCCGGUGGGCUCACGGAUAUUAGCAACAUUGCGGAUGUACUUCCAGAUGGUCCAAGGAGCAUUCUUGAUCGAACCAAACACAAUAUGGGUGCCUUGUUGCUCCAUGCAAGAGAAACGUGUUCUCUGUCGGAAAGCAAUGGACAAGCUGCUGAUUUUAAUGCAGACAGAAAAGAUUGUGAGAAAGCCCAAGUCCUUGAAAGCAAGAUCUUUCAGAAAAAGAAAAUACUUCAACUUCUGCUGCCUCUGUUGGAAGCUGAGCUUUAUCGAGCACAGAAAAGGGAGACGCACGCUCAUGUCGCAUGGGAUGAUGCGCAUGUCACAGGAGAGAAUUCUCCCCUAUCAUCGGAGACCCAAGCACACAUUGUCACAGGCUCAUUGUCCACCGGAAACAAUGCCCUCAAACAUGCACUGUCUGCUGAAGAUUUGACUGCUGUUGAGGGUGAGCUGUCACCCAUGAAAAAGCAGAAAACACACCAAGACCAGCAGGUGGACAGCCCAUCUUUAACAGCCGUUAGCGGUGAAUGUGAUGUUGCAGGUAAGAAUACUGGCGCCACUACAGGGGAAAACAAGCUGGAAGCUCGGGCAAGGAGAGUCCAAAACUCCGUUGAACAACCUGACAGCAAGAAAGCCCAGUAUAUUCGAUUCCAGAUCCUUCCAAAAGUUAACGACAUGCUCACUAGGGCUGGGAUGGCGCCAGCCACAACCACUAGCUGGCGACAGCUGCGAGAGGCCCUCGGCGACGCCGGAGUACCCAUCGAAGAUCGAAAUGCCUUGACUAGAGAGAUAAAUGGGGGUUUCGAACAAGGAUGGCAAAUUCCAGAGCAAGAUGCUUCGACAUCCGCACCAUCUGGCGCCCUGACUACUAAUGGUGAUUGCCCACAGGCAGUUCAACAGCCGCUUCAGGCGGACGAUAUAAUGCUCUCAUCAAGGACGAUUCCCACAAUGGAACCCGACCGUCGCUCGCUCAUCGUCAAGCUUCCUCUGCCAUUAACUUUCAAUCCAGCUGAACUGUCCAGCGACACAGUCUUUUCACACAAGGGUUUCAAAUAUCGAUACACGCGUCAGUCAACUUUCGCGCAGCGAAAAUCCAUGGACGAGGUUCUUGACACAUACGUUCGUGAGCGAAGCAGACCUCAACCUGAAUUGAUGGCAGACUGGCGGCCAGAACCUCGCUUUGGUACGUACGAAGUGCUCACACAUCCUGAAGACCCGGAGCGGACCAGUAUCAUACACGGUUUCUGGGAUCAGAGAGAUGGCAGUCAAGUACAAGGACAGGAGUGGUUCUACCAUGGCGACGGUGAGAUGGAGCAUAUGGGGCAGCAUGAACAACUAACAACCGAGGACAAUGACGGUGACAGCGGUAAUGAUGACCAAACUACGCCACUUUCAGACGUAAAUGCGCAGUCCACCGCGACUUCUCAGUCAAAUUCGCUUGUCAACAAACAUCUCAAGAACGUCCUCCGCCUCAAACGCAAUAGUACACAUUGGACAGUGGAUAAGAGCAGCGUCGAAAAGAAGGGAAGGUCGAAAAGCAAAGCAAAGCACAGAGUCACCAGCAUGGUUGGGCCGUCGCCAUUGUCACAGUCCAUGACCACCACACGAUCUGGCGCAAGCUCCGCAGAAAGAGCAAAGCGACAUAAGACAAAGAGAAACCAUGCCAAGGAUGAGGAUUAUGAUACGGAGUAUCAGCCUUCAGACUAG
This is a messenger RNA of Capronia epimyces CBS 606.96, 3108 nucleotides long. RefSeq lists its product as uncharacterized. Bases 1 to 3108 code for a protein of 1035 amino acids. The record is from RefSeq and is a predicted model, not a curated record. The transcript has a single exon. NCBI's taxonomy places the organism in Eukaryota, Fungi, Ascomycota, Eurotiomycetes, Chaetothyriales, Herpotrichiellaceae.